Messenger RNA from Platichthys flesus (European flounder), 1993 nucleotides. RefSeq names its product troponin T, cardiac muscle isoforms-like. Gene Ontology annotation, molecular function: troponin I binding; troponin C binding; tropomyosin binding. Gene Ontology annotation, cellular component: troponin complex. Gene Ontology annotation, biological process: sarcomere organization; regulation of muscle contraction; cardiac muscle contraction. NCBI's taxonomy places the organism in Eukaryota, Metazoa, Chordata, Actinopteri, Pleuronectiformes, Pleuronectidae. The transcript is spliced from 10 exons. The record is from RefSeq and is a predicted model, not a curated record. Bases 1038 to 1595 code for a protein of 185 amino acids.
UAGAUAUCCCUAACACGCUUCAAUCUCAUGACAAACACUAGAUGUGUAUGAAGGAUUAUGUUAGCAACCAUUUGGCUGCCAAAACACUGUGAUUGUUUUAAGAAGUAACCAACACAGUUAUUGUUAAAUUUGUAUUAACAAAUUAAGGGAUGCAUGGUUUUAACUGGUACUUUGAGAAAAUAUAUAAACCUGUAUACGGGACACUACCUCUAAAACCAACCGGGUACGUAGAUAUACUCUGAUAAUGCACAUUAUUAUAAGAUACAUUUACCACCUAAGGUCAAAUGCUUGUGUAAAAGCAAAAGCAUGUUUUAUCUUUCUCUCUCUCUCUGUGUCUUUCCGUUGAGAAUAAUACGACUGUGACAUGUUACAAGAUGAGAGAACUAUGUCAAAAACUUUCAUUAUAAGGAACAAAGCAGGUUCUUUCUUCAGACUGAUGGAUGAGGUCAUUUGUCUCUCUGUCCCCGGGCAGAGAUAACACACAAGUUAUGCGCUGCGAUGAUUUGAAUCAGCUCCCUCUCAGACCCACACCCUCAUACCUUUCAGGAUCAGUCCGUCAACUCUGACAGGGGAACUCAACUAUGCUGCUGCUGUCAAGCGCUGAUUGUUUGAGGCUUUUUCUCCAUUUCUGUUUCACAAUCUUCUAAAUGAGAGACAGAUAUGAUCAACCAGUUAUAAACAACUGAGAGUGAGAGUCAGACGUAUCUGACGAACAUCAAACAUCAAUCCCAUUUCUGCAAUAAGAUAUUCACUAGAAUUCACUGUUAGGAAUGGUACGGUCUUCAGAAACCUUUAUUUUGAAAGCUUUUAAACAUAUUUGCAGAUAAAGGUCUCUCUCUCUCUCUGUGUGUUUGCUGUUGUGUGUGAGUAUCUACUGAUGACCUUUCACUCACUCUCAUCUGUCAGUAGAUGCUGGAGAGGAAAAUGAAGGAGACGAAUCAAAGCCCAAGUCAAAGCCUGGUUUCAUCCCCGGCCUGAUACCUCCAAAGAUCCCAGAAGGAGAAAAGGUGGACUUUGAUGAUAUUCACCGAAAACGAAUGGAGAAGGACCUCACCGAGCUCCAGACUCUGAUUGAGGCCCACUUUGACAAGCGUAAGAAAGAGGAAGAGGAGCUCCUCAGCCUCACAGACCGCAUAGACAAACGCAGGUCAGAGAGAUCUGAACAGACGAAGAUCAGAGCGGAGAGAGAAAAAGAGCGACAGAACAGAAUAUCUGAAGAAAAAGCGAGGAAAGAAGAUGAAGAGUUCAAGAAGAGGGCAGACGAUGACCACAGGAAGAAGAUGAUUCUGUCCAACCUGAGUUUCACUGGAUACAAAACACAGACUGGGGCAAAAAGACAAACGGAGAGGGAGAAGAAGAAGAAGAUCCUGAACGACCGACGCAAGGAGUUAAACAUCGAUCACCUGAGAGAGGACAAACUCAAGGAAAAGGCAAUGGAGAUGUGGGACCGGAUGCGUCAGCUGGAGUCGGAGAGAUUUGAUCUUCAGUAUCUUCAGACGAAGCAGAAGUAUGAGAUCACCGUGCUGAGAAACCGAGUCAGUGACCAUCAGAAAAUCUCAAAGGGCGCCAGGAGCAAGCGAGGGCUGAGGAAGUAACAUCGGACUUCACCGUGAGGAAAACCGGCAUCAAUGAGCGACAGGAACUGAAUUUGAACGUUUUCUAAAUACUUGAACGGGCGAAGAACAGAGUGACGGUUCUGAAAAUAUUAUAAAAUGCUCUUGAACAGGUUAUCUGUGAAAUACAGUGCAUGCUGAGAAAUCCAGAGGUGUCACUGAGUCUGUGAUCUCAGACUGAUCAUACAAAGUGGUGCAGCUUGUGUUUAAUAAAAAAAAUAAAAAGUGUGUGAUCUAUAUAAAGGCUUUAGCGACGGGAUUUUGACUUUAAUGCUAAAGUCCAAACACUGAAUGUGUCGCUUGGAAACCUCAAAGUGAAGUGGAGACUAAUUAACAGAUUUUGUGAAGCAAUGAAUAAAAUAAAAUUUGUUUAACAAACC